ACAAUAAAUAAAUAAAUAAACAAACCUAAUUUUACUUGUAAAUAUUUAGAAAAUUUUAUAAAUUCUGUAAUUAAUAUUAUAAAAUAUGGAAUCAAAUAUAUGCCGUUGUUGUCUCACAAAUGGCUGCUACAAAAACAUGUCGAGUAAAUACAGCCACGACGGACAAAUCGAAAUAUAUAUUGAUAUGUUAUUAGAUACAUUUAAUUUACAUAUAUCAAAGUUGAGUGAUUGUACACAAUUAAUAUGUGAGAAUUGCAUCAUAAAACUUAGAGAUGCCACAGAGUUCAAGAAACAAGUGCUGUUAGUUGAAGACACUCUGUUAAAACAGUAUAGUGCAGCAUCUACAUCACAUGAAGGAAAGGAUGCUACCAUACAAAUUAAAGAAGAAAAUGGUAAUGAUGAAUUUGAUGACCACAUACCUGCUUUCAAUGAUGAAGCUGAUGACUCGACCUUUAUCAUAGAGCAGGGCGACAUGAAUGACACUGAAGGACAAAUAUUCAUUAUUAAAAUGGAACCAAAGUCAGAUUCUGUCGGUAAAGAAAAUCAUAAACUACACAAAGCUCCUGUAAGAAAGAAAAGUGAGGCCAGAGUGAUGCCGCUAAGGAAUAUAUCAAAAUCCAUAAAGACAAGACCUAAAAAAGCUCCAGACAUAUCACAAAGACAGAUCGAUCUCAGAGAAAAUUCACUAAAACUCGUCCAGAACUCGAACCUAUGCCUCUUCAAAUCUAGAAAAACGAAGUUCGGAUGUUUCUUCUGUAAAGAAUCCUUCUUCAAAAUCUCCGAUCUGAGGGAGCACACGAAAAUACACUCCAACGCGAAGAUCUUAAAGCUGAGAUUCAAUUCGCUGCGAGGACUGUCAUAUAAAAGUGUCGAAAUAAGCAACCUGGCCUGUAAAAUCUGUUCGGAACAAUGCAAAGACCUGCAAGAUCUGAAAUCACAUUUAAUAACUCACAAUAUUAAAUUCGGUUCCGACGCCGACGGCCAUCUUUUAAUACCCUACAAAUUGGAAGGCGAUUUGAAAUGUAGUAUAUGCGAUCAAAAAUUCAACACAUUCACCCGUUUAGCCGUUCAUAUGAAUAAACAUUUCAUGAACAACGUUUGUGAGAUCUGUGGCGUCUCGUACAUAAAUCGUUUAAGUUUAAGAACACACGUCAACUCCGUGCAUAAAGAAAAAAAGUGUAGUCUAUGCUCGGCUACAUUUUUGACGCACUAUUCGAAAGUUAAACAUAUGAAGAAGAGUCAUAACGCUGGUGUAUCGAAACGGUAUUGUCUAUUGUGUAACGCUACGUUCCGUUACACGUAUUUAUUGUUAGAACAUACGAUACGAGAGCAUGGGGUUGAACGGCAGACGUUUGAAUGCACGGAAUGCGGGAAAACGUUCCAUGCGCAGCAGAAUUUGAAGACUCAUAUCCGAUGUGUGCAUAUAAAGGAACGCAACUACCCUUGUGGUAUUUGUUAUAGGAGGUUUUUUACUAAAUGUGAUCAGAGAAGACACGAGAAGUCUCAUGAGGAUGUUAGGUCGUUUUCUUGUAGUUAUUGCGAAGGUAGAUUUAAGUCUAAAGAUUCCUUACGUCGCCAUCUAAAGCGACAGCACGGACAAAUGUAUGAGAAAUCACAAUAA
Achroia grisella is the source of this 1621-nucleotide messenger RNA. Its product is annotated as zinc finger protein 62-like. Gene Ontology annotation, molecular function: chromatin insulator sequence binding; zinc ion binding. Bases 86 to 1621 code for a protein of 511 amino acids. The transcript is spliced from 5 exons. Gene Ontology annotation, cellular component: chromosome; nucleus. The record is from RefSeq and is a predicted model, not a curated record. Gene Ontology annotation, biological process: regulation of transcription by RNA polymerase II. Lineage: Eukaryota; Metazoa; Arthropoda; Insecta; Lepidoptera; Pyralidae.